This is a messenger RNA of Sparassis crispa, 846 nucleotides long. RefSeq lists its product as hypothetical. The transcript has a single exon. Lineage: Eukaryota; Fungi; Basidiomycota; Agaricomycetes; Polyporales; Sparassidaceae. The coding region runs from base 1 to 846 and encodes 281 amino acids. The record is from RefSeq and is a predicted model, not a curated record.
AUGGACUGCUCGGAACGUCCAUAUUCUUGUCUCGAAAACGUUACCCCCUUCAACUCUGCGUCGGGUUCAUGCUCAGACCAGCACACUUUCAAUCACACGUCGAGCAGAAAUCGUGCCAGCUAUCCAGAGGUCUGUGCGCCCCACGCAGAGGUACCCAUAAGGGGACACUCUGCCCCAAACACUUCCAUUUCACGGACAUCCUCUUCUCUGUCAACCGCGUCCUCCACUCGAGUCUUCCGCCCACUUCCGACCCCUCCAUAUAGCGCGAAUAUUCACAGCCCGGAGUCUGGUUGGCACUCAGACGCGUCUGACCGCCUUGCGCCACCCUCGUCAUUUCGUCCGCCCCCGCGUCCCCUGCCCCGACCCUCAGGUCCCCCAGCAGUUGAGCUCCCGGCAGUUGAGCUCGCAUGGGCAUCUACCACCUUGUCGCCCUGUGACCUUCCAUCUUGUCCCACCUCGAAGCCAGUGUUGUCCGUCAGUAUUCCUCAGUCUCGACUUGUGGAUGAGAUGCGUGUUAUCGAGUCACCGCCUUCGGUACCAAACCCGCCACACGAUGUCUCUGCGGCGUGUCCUUCCAACCGUAGUGUCAUACCAGUCCAUCCCGACUCUGAGUUUGAUGACGACUCGGAUCUCGUUCUCCUUGAAGACACCGACCUGUCCUCAUCGUUUGAGAGGUGUUCAGCGGAAGAGAAGACUCUGCCUCCCCUUCCAGCGGAAGCACAGAGUGCGCGCCAUCCGGAAAGUCCUGUGAAACGGAAGUGGGUGGUGGAGAAGAACGGCAAGCGAUGGACGCAGGAUUCCCAUCACUAUGCGCAGGUGUUGCAUGUCUUGCGCAAAUUGCGGUAG